Anarrhichthys ocellatus (wolf-eel) is the source of this 542-nucleotide messenger RNA. RefSeq names its product small nuclear ribonucleoprotein polypeptide E (gene snrpe). The transcript is spliced from 5 exons. Gene Ontology annotation, molecular function: RNA binding. Lineage: Eukaryota; Metazoa; Chordata; Actinopteri; Perciformes; Anarhichadidae. The coding region runs from base 97 to 375 and encodes 92 amino acids. The record is from RefSeq and is a predicted model, not a curated record. Gene Ontology annotation, biological process: mRNA splicing, via spliceosome. Gene Ontology annotation, cellular component: spliceosomal complex.
AGCAACCUCACAACGUGAGUGUGUCGUUGACGUGCACGCUAAUAAAACGGUGCAAUUUUUUAAAUAAAUACCUACCGCUGGUAUUUUCUUGGAAGAAUGGCGUACAGAGGACAAGGACAGAAGGUCCAGAAGGUUAUGGUGCAGCCCAUCAACCUAAUUUUCAGGUAUCUACAAAAUCGCUCACGGAUCCAGGUCUGGUUGUAUGAACAGGUGAACAUGCGGAUAGAGGGCUGCAUCAUUGGUUUUGAUGAGUACAUGAACCUGGUCCUAGAUGAUGCCGAGGAGGUCCACAUGAAGACCAAGAACAGGAAGCCGCUGGGGAGGGUCAUGUUGAAAGGAGACAACAUUACCUUGCUGCAGAGUGUGACCGUCUAGGACAGCGGCGACACCUACACAUCUUACCUUUCUUGGAAAGAAAUGUUAACCGCCUUGUUUUGUUUUUGCAAAUUGGUGUUGAGUAUGUUUGUUUAUACAACAUGAAUAUUGUACGUGUUUAUUUCUAACACGUGGUUUUGAGAAUAAAUCUUUUUUUUUUUUUCCUA